This is a messenger RNA of Colletotrichum destructivum, 1671 nucleotides long. Its product is annotated as Putative cytochrome P450. Lineage: Eukaryota; Fungi; Ascomycota; Sordariomycetes; Glomerellales; Glomerellaceae. Gene Ontology annotation, molecular function: monooxygenase activity; iron ion binding; heme binding. The coding region runs from base 1 to 1671 and encodes 556 amino acids. The record is from RefSeq and is a predicted model, not a curated record. The transcript has 4 exons.
AUGGCUACCGCCAACAACUCCUAUUCCAACCAGUCUUGGGGGCCCCUCGACACGCUGCAGGCCAUCCCAAGCCCUCUAGAGAAGCCAGUUCCUUAUUUCAUCACGGCUUUCCUUUUGUUCGUCUUUUAUUUCUCGAUCCAGCAGACGGAACAGACGCCUCACACCGAUCUGCCCAUACUCAACCCGCGGCACAAGUGGGAUUUCGCCUGGUUGAAGGUCAAAUGGGACUUCAUUUUCAAGGUCCGACACAUUGUGGAGGAGAGGACCAAGACCAACCCCGAUGAGCCUUACCAGGUUCUCACCGAUGCCGGGGAUAUGACGAUUCUCCCCGCGGUGCCCUUUGCCAACGAGAUCCGCAACCACGAGGAUCUCAGCUUCGACCGCGUUCUGGACAAGGCAAGUUUCCCUUGGGACUACAAAGCCAGAGUGUGGGUAUCAAUAUUAACAGAACAUGGAUUGCAGAACUUCCAUGCUUACCUUCCUGGUUUUGAGCCAUUGAAGGAAGCCAACUCGCAAAAGGCGGUUCUCAAAUACGUCAUCCGGACAAGAUUGACCCAGUUCUUGUCCAAGUUGACGGCUCCCGUGUCCGACGAGACGACAGCUUCCCUGAACGACGUCAUCGGAGAGGAGAAGGAAUGGCAAACCGUCGUGAUCAAGGAGGAGAUGCUCAAGGUCGUGGCCCGGGUUUCCACUCGCGUCUUUGGCGGAGAGAAGCUCUGCCGCAACCAAGAAUGGCUGAAAAUCACCUCAGAGUACGCCAGAACCAGCUUUCUCGCCUCGGAGCUGCUCCGGAUCUUCCCCAAGCCCCUCCGGAGCUUCGUCCACCAGAUCAACCCGCUCAGUCGCAAGCUUCAAGCCCAAGUGAAGGAAGCCAGGGAGAUCAUCAACCCGAUUGUCGAGGAGCGCCGCCUGGAGAAGAAGGCUGCUCUGGACCGCGGGGAAGAGGAGCCCGAGUACAACGACUGCCUCGAGUGGUGCGAGGAGGCUUGCGAAGACGCCAGCUCCGACCCUGCCAUGAUGCAGCUGGGGCUUUCCUUUGCUGCCCUUCACACGACAUCCGAUCUCAUCACACAGGUGAUGCUUGACCUUGCCAAGUAUCCCGACUACUUUGAGCCCCUCCGAAAGGAAGUCACCGACGUGAUCCGCACCGACGGAUGGUCCCGUAUGGGUCUUUACAAGAUGCGCCUCCUCGACUCUUUCUGCAAGGAGACCCAGCGCCUGCACCCCCUUGGGAUCGUUGCCAUGCACAGAGAGGUCACCAAGCCCGUGACCCUCUCUAAUGGCCUGGAACUCCCGGAGGGCAGCCGCAUCGCCGUCAGCUGCCACCGCAUGCGGGAUUCUUCCAUCUAUCUGGACCCCGAACGCUUCGACGGGAACCGAUACCUCCGCAUGCGCGAGUCUCUCGGCGCCGGCAACGACGGAGCCGCCCACUUCGUCAGCACCUCGCCCGAACACCUCGGCUUCGGCCACGGCCAGCACGCGUGCCCGGGUCGCUUCUUCGCCGCCAACGAGGUCAAGAUCAUCCUCUGCCACCUCCUGCUCAAGUACGACUGGCGGCUGGCGGCCGAGGCCCGGCCCAACUCGGUCAACUUUGGCUUCACCAUCGAGGUCGACCCCAAGGCCAAGAUCGAGAUCAGGCGGAGGACCGGCGACUUGGGGCUCAAGGCGUAG